Molecule: messenger RNA, 2200 nt
Organism: Myxocyprinus asiaticus (Chinese sucker)
Lineage: Eukaryota; Metazoa; Chordata; Actinopteri; Cypriniformes; Catostomidae
Product: solute carrier family 25 member 44-like
Exons: 4
Coding region: 303-1259 (318 amino acids)
Biological process (GO): transmembrane transport; branched-chain amino acid catabolic process
Cellular component (GO): mitochondrion
Molecular function (GO): branched-chain amino acid transmembrane transporter activity
Source: RefSeq, a predicted model, not a curated record
AGGAGAGAAGAGCACGAUACGAAAGGGAGGGCCACAACAUGAGCUGUUUAGGGGGGUGUCAGUCAGGAGGUUUAUUGUGUUUUGUAAUGCGCAUGCGCGAUAGACCUCACAAACUGUCAUAUUUGCCUUUUCACCAUGAAAAAGAUCACAAUGACUCUAAUCAGGCGAGCUGGAGCAAAGACUACCAAUAACUAAUUAAAUACAAUUAGAAUUUUGGAUGAAGUACAGCAGGAGUCGUUUGGAAGGUUGUAUGGGCAAGGAGCGAGUGUGUGUGUGCAUGAUCUGUGAGUUCAUCGGCCACAAUGAUGCAACAGAAGCGCAAUAUUCAGAUCAUUGAAUGGGAAGAUCUGGACAAGAGGAAGUUCUACUCGCUGGGCAUUUUCAUGACCAUGACGACACGGGCGACUGUCUAUCCGUUCACCCUGAUCCGCACCAGACUGCAGGUCCAGAAAGGGAAGUCGCUCUAUAACGGCACUUUCGACGCCUUCUGUAAGAUCCUGGAGGCCGAGGGCGUGCGUGGACUCUACCGAGCAUUCAUGGUCAACACAUUCACCCUAAUCUCGGGUCAGGCCUACAUCACCACAUACGAAUUGGUGAGGAAAUACAUGUCCUGUUACUCCUCCAAUAACACUGUGAAGUCUCUGGUGGCGGGCGGAUCGGCGUCACUCGUGGCCCAGAGCAUCACGGUGCCCAUUGAUGUGGUGUCCCAGCAGCUGAUGGUGCAGGGUCAGGGGUGUCAACUUACCCGCUUUAAACUCAAGUCCAAGAUGGCGAUGGCCACAUCGAAACACAAAGUAACAUUUGGUCAGACCAGAGACAUUGUGGUUCAGAUUUUUCACGCGGAUGGAUUUCGGGGGUUUUAUCGCGGUUAUGUUGCGUCGCUGCUCACCUACAUACCCAACAGCGCCGUCUGGUGGCCCUUUUAUCAUUUUUAUGCAGAGCAGCUCUCCAGGCUGGCCCCUGCUGACUGCCCACACCUGAUCCUGCAGGCCGUGGCCGGACCGAUGGCUGCAGCUACAGCCUCGACACUGACCAACCCCAUGGAUGUGGUCAGAGCCAGAGUACAGGUUGAAGGCCGUUCGUCUGUUAUCGAGACGUUUAAGCAGCUCCUGGCUGAAGAGGGCACGUGGGGUCUCACCAAGGGUCUGUCUGCUCGCAUCAUUUCCUCUACGCCCACUUCCAUCAUGAUCGUCAUCGGUUACGAGACACUGAAGAGACUCAGUCUGCGGCCUGAACUGGUAAACACCAGACACUGGUGAAAAAACGUACAGACUCACCCAAACCGGGUGUUGGAUCUGUAUACCUCAGCCCUGUUCUCUGGGCCCCUCUCGCCCCGUGCUUCUGACCUUCUAAACAGAUGCCUUUUAGUUUUAUGAGGACCAGGCAGUCACUGACGGAUACUAAUGUGAUAAAAUGUGAAAUUUUAUUUAUUUUCUCUUGUCCCCUUUUUUGAGGAUUUUAAUCUGUUUGCAUGAACUGAUAUGUGUGUGACCUGUGCUCGAAUUUAUGUAAUGAAACAACAUAGACAAACAAAUGAUUGAUCCAAGAUUUUGAAGUGAAAAAUGGUGAGUUUAGCUCUUUCUUGUGAAUCUCGUAGUGUUUUACACUCUGUCUGACACCUUGAUCACCACAUGGUUAAAGGAAUGAGAACAUAUGAAAAGACUUUUAGGGUUUCCAUGAUCAUGCAAAACCUGGAAAUAUAAGUACAUGGAAAAAGUCUGACUUCUAGGCCUGGAAAAGUCAUGGACAUUUUUAUUGUGAAUAUAGAUUUUUUCUAGUUAUGAAAAAAUGGCUAGAAAGGGCUCUUUGUGAGUGCAAUUUCCUAGAAGGUUUUAAAAUAAAAAUCUUCAUCCAGUAUUCACAGAAGACUAGAGAAGUCUUGGAAAUUCAUUGGUCAAAAGCGGUGGGAACUCUGGACUUGAGCUACACCGACUGUGGGUGGUCAUAUUUUGUAUGUUUUUAAUAUGCCUUGUAUUAACCUUUAAAAAAACAGUGUUUGGGGGCCAAAGCUUAUACAGUUUAAAUGUUUUAUAAAUGUAGUUAUAGAUUUCAGAAGACUUCAUUGAUUGAUUUUUGUCUCAAAUAUGCAAAUAAUUGUUUUUAAAGUGUCUAAUUUGAAUCUUUGUGUCACAAUCAUGAGUGCAUUGAAUUAACUGCACAAGAAUGAAACUAAUUAAAAUCUGUAUUGCUAUUAUACACA